UCGCAUAUGUUAAAGACCAAUACUUUCUUGAUGAUGGAUCUUUCGGCUUUAGGCAGAUCACUUUGCCUCUUCUCUACUCAAUUUGUAUGGAUCUGCUCGCAAAAGCAGCGCCAGCUGACCUCGCAUGCCUUUUCUCCCUCACCUCCCAUUUCGGUUCGACGUCAUCUUUCACUCGGUCCUCAUUUCGCUGCUGUAGAUUUGGGUAUGGUUGGAAUCCCGACGUUCCUGAAUACGCCCAACGGAGCUUUUCACUUGGGAACGGAUUUCAGAGUAGGAGGAAGAAGAAGAAGAAAAACGAGCGAGAGAAUUAUUCACUAGUGGUAAGGGCAAGUCGUAGAGAGUCUCCUUACGAUGUGCUUGGGGUCAGUCCCUCAGCCACAGUUAAUGAACUCAAAAGGGCGUAUAGAAAACUUGCUCUCAAAUAUCAUCCUGAUGUCAAUAAAGAGCCAAACGCUCAAGAGAAGUUUAUGAGGAUUAAACAGGCAUACAACACAUUGGUGAAUGAUGAAUCUCGAAGGAAGUAUGAUGCUGGAGCUCGUGCAUCAAAUUAUUCAUAUUCACCUUUUGGAAACAAAGAUACUCAAGAUGAGGAGUUCUAUGGAUUUGGUGACCUUUUGAGGGAUGUUCAAAUAACAAUAGGUGAUUUCUUUAGGGACCUUCAAGAAGAAUACAGGAAUUGGGAAGAAACGUCUUCUUCACAAGGAAAACCGAAAAGCCUUUGGGAAGAGUUGGCAGAAAUUGGAGAAGAGUUCAUUGAAUUCUUAGAGAAGGAACUUAGCAUCAAUGACAUUGAUAAUGAAGGUGAUAGAAAAAGUGAGGAAGAAGGGGAAAGAGAAUUUGUGAACAAGAGCAAGAGCAGCAGCAUUGAAGAUGAUAUAGAGGAUGUUGAAGCAACCCUUGCUAGAUUAAAAAAGGAACUGGGCUUAUGAUGUUGAAUUUGGUCUCCCUUUUGUUCUCUCUUGUUGUUCCAUUUGGCCAAAUUAUAUAUAUUCUUUGUCAUUGAGUAUAUGACCAUUGAAUUUAGUUCACUAAUUAACAAA
This is a messenger RNA of Impatiens glandulifera, 1040 nucleotides long. Its product is annotated as dnaJ homolog subfamily B member 9. Gene Ontology annotation, biological process: protein refolding. Bases 87 to 929 code for a protein of 280 amino acids. The transcript is spliced from 5 exons. Gene Ontology annotation, cellular component: cytoplasm. NCBI's taxonomy places the organism in Eukaryota, Viridiplantae, Streptophyta, Magnoliopsida, Ericales, Balsaminaceae. The record is from RefSeq and is a predicted model, not a curated record.